This is a messenger RNA of Pocillopora damicornis (cauliflower coral), 1501 nucleotides long. Its product is annotated as oncoprotein-induced transcript 3 protein. Lineage: Eukaryota; Metazoa; Cnidaria; Anthozoa; Scleractinia; Pocilloporidae. The record is from RefSeq and is a predicted model, not a curated record.
UAUUGUACAAUCUAUUUUACAAAUUAAAACUGACGUCUGAAAAAGUUAAGUGAAAACCCGUUUCCCAUUAAUUGUAGUUCUCUUUUUCCUGAAAAAAGUUUAAUAGGCACUAAAGUAAAGGAAACUACAGAUACUACAGUUCUAACCGGACGUUACAAUAUACAAUUAUUAUCGAUCUUUAGUAAUGUGUGAAGCCCGAUUUCCUAUAAAGGUAGCAUUUUCUCGUCACCGAAUUUUUAAAAGGUGAUUAGGUUUUGAAUGGAUGACGAAACAGGUGAGACUACCGAUUUCAAGAAAUGUAAAUUUUCAAGACUACAAAUUGCACUCGCCUCACGAGCUUGUGCAAUUUUUGAUGUCAUAGAAAACUUUAUCCUCCACUAAAUCACAAUCGAAAUUGUUUUAUUUCCUAUACUUAAAAUCUUUUACAAGCCGUCAAAGUAACUGACGUUUCCAAGCAGUUUCUCAUUUUCCCCGCAAACUGAUCAGUAAAAAUUAAAACUACAAAAGGAGAGGGAGGGAAGGCGGAUUUUAAAGCGACAAAAUUUCGUUUUUCUUCAAUAACCUUUUAAGGGAUUUUUUUUCCCAAAAAGGUCCUUAAAUCAAACAUUACAAAUGUUCAUCUUGUCUUCACAGGAGUCAUAAAUCUGAUAUGCUUCUCAUAGCUGGUCGCCAAGCUUCAUUUUUUACCGUGCUAUAUUUCAUUUCUCAACUGUUCCGUGACAAUGCCAGUCAGAAUUGUGGAGCUGGCGGCGACUUAUACUCGAUUUACCAAAUGAUGCUCAAGGGCCACACUUACAAGACGUUCAAGACUGCACCAGGUACUCUGGAAUGCAGAGACGCUUGUCUUGCUGAUGUCAGAUGUCAAAGCUACAACGUCGUUAUGUUCAUUGCAAUAUGCGAGUUAAACAACCGAACUAAAGAGGCCAGACCAGAGGACUUUGUCAAGAACAAGGACAGAUAUUACAUGGCGAAAGAUCCAAAACGAGCCGAACACUGCAAUAAUUACAAGAACUUAAGUGAUGCCAAUAGAAAGAGCAGUUACACAAGAUCAGCUAGUUUGUGUGACGACAAACUCCAUGUGGGAUGGUAUCGUUUUGUGAGAGCUGCAGGAACAAAAAUGCCAACUAAUCUUGUGCCAUUACGCAGAUGUGGUACAGUAAACCCAGGCUGGUUGAAUGGUUCUCAUCCUUCAGUGGAAGAUGGUGAAGUUGACAGGACGGUAUGCUUUCGUGCUUAUAACAACCGCUGCAAGGACCCAACAGUAAUUGGUGUGAAAAACUGUGGAUCUUACUACAUCUACAAACUUCAUCAGCUAUCACGUUGUGCUAUGCGCUACUGUAGUGCAGACUGAAUUUGAAGCAAAUCCACUUCUCGUAAUAGGAGAAUUCAUAAAUAAACCCUUAAAUCCAUGUUCAUAAGAGCUUAAGUAUGUUCCACUGAAGAAAUGUAAAAUGGUUUCCGUGUUUACAUAGCCUGAUGUAAACACGCGGGAGGUUGGGAG